AUGGAGGACAGUGAUUUCGACGAUGCUGAGCUGGAUGAGUUGUAUGAGAAGGCUAUCAAUAGGCGUGUGAAUGAGACAUUGAUUAGACGUUCGCUACCUGUGCAGCGCGACUUACAGAACGGUGUGGUGCCUGGACAGGACACGUAUUAUGAGGAGAUACGCACUGAGGUGACGUUUGGCCCCACGCACCACCAAUUGAAUGAGGAGCUAUUGCAUAGUUACAUCUACCCGACGAACUUUGAAGUACGGGACUAUCAGUUUGAUAUAGUGCGGAAGGGCUUGCUGCAAAAUAUCCUAUGUGCGAUACCGACAGGUAUGGGUAAGACAUUCAUAGCGAGCACGGUGAUGCUGAACUUCUUUCGGUGGACUAAAACCGCCAAGAUUAUAUUUACGGCACCUACUAGACCUCUUGUAGCGCAGCAGAUCAAAGCCUGCCUUGGUAUAACCGGUAUACCUCACGACCAGACUGCGAUUCUGCUGGACAAGACACGGAAGAACAGGGAAGAGAUAUGGGCAAACAAGCGUGUAUUCUUUACUACACCGCAGGUGGUGGAGAACGACCUGAAAAGAGGUGUCUUGAAUCCAAAGGAUAUUGUCUGCCUUGUUAUUGAUGAAGCUCAUAGAGCUACAGGCUCUUAUGCUUACGCAAACCUUGUGAAAUUCAUAAAUAGGUUUAACUCUUCCUAUAGGCUAUUAGCAUUAACAGCCACACCAGCUACAGACAUUGAGGGUGUCCAAGAAGUAGUUAAUAACUUGAACAUUUCCAAGAUUGAGAUUAGGACGGAGGAGAGUAUGGACAUUGUCAAAUACAUGAAGAAGAAGAUAAAGGAUAGGGUAAACAUACAAACAACAGUGGAGAUUGAGAACAUAGUAGAACAGUUGGGUAUAGCUAUUCUUCCAGUUCUGAAUCAAGCCGUGGAACUUGGAAUCUAUGAGUCUUGUCCACCGUCUGCGAUCAAUGCAUUUAAGGCUAUGCAAAAGAGCCAGGCUAUCAUCAUGAAUCCAUCAAUCCCGGAAGGAAUCAAAUGGAGGAACUAUUUUAUUUUACAGUUACUUAACCAUGUGGGACAAAUGUUAAAGCGUAUUAAGAUUUAUGGGAUACGGACAUUUUUCUCAUACUUUCAAAAUAAGGUUAAGGAAUUUACAACAAAAUACGAUCUGGGCAAGUCAACUAAUAAGAUAGCCGCUGGGUUUUACUAUCAUCCAAUGAUUCAAGCCAUCACAAAAGAGUGCGAAGAAAAAAUAAAAGAUCCAAACUUUUUGGGUCAUGGUAAACUAGAGCACUUGAGAGAUGAACUUACUCAGUUCUUCUACGAGAAUCCAUUUGAAUCUCGAGUUAUAAUAUUUACUGAGCUUCGAGAAAGUGCAUUAGAGAUAGUAAAAUGUAUUGAUUCCAUGGAGAACUCCGAAAUUCGUCCUCAUAUAUUUAUUGGUCAAGCUAAAGGUAAGGAAGGCUUUGAUGAGGUUAAAUUUGUAAGGAAGCAUGGGCCCAAAGGUAGAAAGAAAAGCGAUAGGGAAAAACGGCUUGAGGAAGAACGUCGUAUGGACGAGGAAAAGAAGCAAGCAGCGUUGCAAGAGAAGCUAGAAAGAACAUCAAGAAGAACAGGAAGUUCUGAGGAAGCUCAAUUGAGCGGCAUGAAUCAAAAACAACAAAAGGAGGUGAUUAAAAAAUUUAAGUCUGGACUUUAUAACGUUCUUGUUUGUACUUCUAUCGGGGAAGAAGGUCUUGACAUCGGUGAAGUUGAUUUAAUUAUCUGUUACGAUACAACUAGCAGUCCCAUCAAAAACAUUCAAAGAAUGGGCAGAACUGGGCGUAAAAGAGAUGGUAGAAUUGUGCUUAUGUUUAGUAGCAACGAAGCCUCAAAGUUUGAUCAAAGUAUGAAUGAUUAUUAUAAUCUGCAGAAACUAAUUUCUCAGCACCUGGUACAAUACAGGAAAUCAGACCGAAUUUUGCCGCCUGAAAACCAAGAGCCUGAAUGUGAAAAGAAAUUCAUAGAGGUUAGUGAGGAAGAUCAAGAGCUAAAUAAUAUGGAAGAUACAGAUGAUGUUAUUAGGUUUGCAACUCAGUGUAUGUUGGGCAAAAUACCUAAGACAAAAAAGGGGAGGGAUAAAGGAAAAGCCAAAAAAGGUAAGACAUUCUUCAUGCCUGACAAUGUCAUAACUGGGAUCAUUACCGCUAAUAAUCUGGUCCGUAAACGGAAAUCAGCUCAGAAUGGUAGCGGUGCAGCGCUACUGGACUCCAUAGUCAAUGAUGAUAUUGAUUUAGAGGAUGAGGACGGGCAAGUAGAAAUACUUGAUGUUGAUCAAGAGGUCAAUAGAAGGUUAGCAUCCAAUGCUGUUCAGAAGACGAAUGACAUGGCUCUUCAGAUUAGAAAUGAGGAGACGCCUGAGAUUGGAGAUACCAGGAAUAAGGCGAAAGCAAGCUCAAGCAUGAAAGUUAAAAAGGAACCUACAAUGGCCGUGGACCACAGUGACGAUGAAGAGGACUUACCAUUAUCCAGACAUGUUGAGCGAGCUAGUAGAGAGACCGCAAAGGAAGUACCUAAUGCCACCAAUGUAGCUGAGAAACCAUUUCCACCACUAGAAUUUGGAGUACAAAGACCUAGUAAAAGACAAAGAUUGCAACCAGAAGUGCAACCAGAAGUGCAACCAGAAGUGCAACCAGAAGUGCAACCAGAAGUGCAACCAGAAGUGCAACCAGAAGUAACAGUGAAGCCCGAAGUCAAGAUAAAGACUGAAGAGGGUUCCAAACUGUACAAGAACAUAUUUUUCAGCGACGAAGGGUUCUUACAACCACAUGAGAAGGAGCUGUUUCUGUCCAAGUACAACCCUGAAGACGCCACGGUCACGAUAGAGCCCGUACCGAGGUUUGUGCGAGCUCACGGGCGCGUGAAACACAGCAAGCGCACUGAGCAACUCAUCACAUUGUUCGAAGACAUGAACCACAACAGAGUGGCGCGCACCAUCGAAAUGAACAAGCUGAGAGGCAUCGCCCGGCGCUUGCACACCGUCAGCCAGUCGCAAGGCCAAUCCAACUCCCAGUCACAAGCCCAUUCCACCUCGCAAAAGUCCCAGCAAGCUUCACAGAAGGACAGAUCAAGCCAGGACAAAGACCUCACGAACUCAGAACUAGAAGACCUCCUAGACUCAGACUUCUAG
Messenger RNA from Nakaseomyces glabratus, 3159 nucleotides. RefSeq names its product 3'-5' DNA helicase (gene MPH1). Gene Ontology annotation, biological process: interstrand cross-link repair; double-strand break repair via synthesis-dependent strand annealing. NCBI's taxonomy places the organism in Eukaryota, Fungi, Ascomycota, Saccharomycetes, Saccharomycetales, Saccharomycetaceae. Gene Ontology annotation, molecular function: four-way junction helicase activity; ATP binding; hydrolase activity. The record is from RefSeq and is a predicted model, not a curated record.